GUCGUAAUCAAAAGAGCUUAAAUACGAGUGACCUCUGGCUUGAGCGACAAGUGGGAGAACCAGAAGCGUGAGGGACGUCCUGCUUGUCUUGGCAGUAUGGCUGAGCCUAUUAGAGUUCUGGUGACCGGUGCUGCUGGGCAGAUUGCCUAUUCCCUGUUGUUCAGCAUUGCCAAAGGAGAUGUGUUUGGCCAAGACCAGCCAAUCAUUUUGCUCCUGUUGGACAUCACCCCCAUGCUGCCGGUCCUGGAAGGUGUAGUCAUGGAGCUGCAGGACUGUGCCCUUCCACUUCUGAAAGAGAUCAUACCCACUGACAAAGAGGAGGUAGCCUUCAAGGACCUGGAUGCAGCCAUCUUGGUGGGCUCAAUGCCCAGAAAGGAGGGUAUGGAGAGGAAGGACCUCCUUAAAGCGAAUGUGGCCAUCUUUAAGAGCCAGGGAGCUGCCCUGGAUAAGUAUGCCAAGAAGACUGUGAAGGUGCUGGUUGUGGGAAACCCUGCCAACACCAACUGUCUGGUUGCAGCCAAGUCUGCUCCCUCUAUCCCCAAAGAGAACUUUUCCUGCCUCACCCGUCUGGACCACAACCGGGCUCGCUCUCAGGUGGCAAUGCGCUGUGGUAUUCCAGCCACUCAGGUGAAGAAUGUGAUCAUCUGGGGGAACCACUCCUCCACACAAUACCCAGAUGUUCACCACUGCAAGGUCAACAUGUCCGGCAGUGAGCUGACCUGCUUUGACGCAAUCAAGGAUGAUGAUUGGCUUAAAGGCGAUUUCAUUACUACUGUACAACAGAGAGGUGCUGCAGUCAUCAAGGCCAGGAAACUUUCUAGUGCCAUGUCUGCAGCCAAGGCCAUCUGUGACCACAUGAGAGACAUCUGGUCAGGCACCCAUGAGGGUGAGUUUACCUCUAUGGGUGUUUACUCAACUGGCAACUCCUAUGGAGUCCCUGAAGACCUAAUCUACUCAUUCCCUGUCCAGAUCCAGAACAAGACCUGGAAAAUCGUGGACAGUCUGCCCAUCAAUGAUUUUUCCAAAUCAAAGAUGGACGCCACUGCAGCUGAACUGGUGGAGGAGAGGGACACAGCUGUGGCUUUCCUUGGAGUAUGACUAGAGCCUGCACAGCAGCACUUAGACAGCCUCAAAACUCCAGAUGCACGCCUGUGAUGAAGCACUCCACCAGCCCCUCCAUUACUGUGUGCUUGUGUGUGAGCGAGUCGGUGCUUAUGGGUGUAAAGUUGCAUUUGUAUGUCAAACGAUGUGAAUCUGAUUGUUAUUGUUAUUCAAGAUCACAAAAAUGUGUCAUACUUUUGACUACAUAUGACUGGGUAAGUUAAGUGUCAAAAGCAGAGUUGUUGUACAUCAUGAUGCACAAGUAUCACUCACCAUAAGUAUACAGUAUACACUGAAACUCCACUAUACCGGUUAAAGCUCUCUCCAUUGUUUUUCCCUUUAUUGAUUAUUACAUGGAUCCUUUUUACAGCUAGUGAAGUCCUAAAACACUGGAAUAUUAACGCUGAAACAAUAAAAUAAAUUUA
This is a messenger RNA of Pelmatolapia mariae (spotted tilapia), 1526 nucleotides long. It is a transcript of the gene mdh1ab, whose product is annotated as malate dehydrogenase 1Ab, NAD (soluble). The record is from RefSeq and is a predicted model, not a curated record. Gene Ontology annotation, cellular component: cytosol; mitochondrion. The transcript has 9 exons. Gene Ontology annotation, molecular function: L-malate dehydrogenase (NAD+) activity. Lineage: Eukaryota; Metazoa; Chordata; Actinopteri; Cichliformes; Cichlidae. Bases 97 to 1098 code for a protein of 333 amino acids. Gene Ontology annotation, biological process: oxaloacetate metabolic process; tricarboxylic acid cycle; malate metabolic process.